UCCUGGGAGCAGCACCGACCCUGCCCGGUGUGCCCGGAGCGCCAUGGACGGAACGCGGAGCCUCCCCCGGCUGCUGCCGCUGCUGGCCCUGACCCUGCCCCCAAUUUUGGGUGUCCAAGUCCAGCACAGCAUCAUCCAGACCGAGUUCUACCAGAAGUCGCUGGACCCCGAGUUCGACAGCGCCGAGUUCAUGUUCGACUUCGACGGCGACGAGAUCUUCCACGUGGAGCGCGAGGAGACCGUGUGGCGCCUGCCCGAGUUCCAGCAGUUCGCCUCCUUCGAGGCGCAGGGCGCGCUGCAGAACAUCGCCAUCGACAAGCAGAACCUCGAGAGCUCCAUGAAGGCCUACAACAGGUCCAGGACCGACAGCGUGCCCCCGGAGGUGGCCGUGUUCCCCAAGCACCCGGUGGAGCAGGACGAGCCCAACGUCCUCAUCUGCUCGGUGACCAAGUUCUGGCCGCCGGUGCUGGGCCUGGCCUGGUUCCGCAAUGGUGCCCGGGUCACCGAGGGCGUGCAGGAGACGCCGUUCUACCCCGACCGCGACUUCACCUUCCGCAAGUUCUCCUACCUGACCUUCAUCCCCCAGCCCGGCGACUACUACGACUGCAAGGUGGAGCACGAGGGGCUGGCGGCGCCCAGCAAGACGCACUGGGAACCCCAAAUCCAGGAGCCCAAGUCCGAGGCCACGGAGACGGCGAUCUGUGCCCUGGGCCUGGCCGUGGGCAUCGUGGGCAUCGCCGCCGGCACCGUCCUCAUCAUCCGCGGCAUGAAGCUCGGCCGCGCCCGCGCCGAGCGCGGCAUGCUCUGAGAAACCCAAAACCCCACGGAAUUGCC
This is a messenger RNA of Melozone crissalis (California towhee), 834 nucleotides long. Its product is annotated as HLA class II histocompatibility antigen, DR alpha chain-like. The record is from RefSeq and is a predicted model, not a curated record. Bases 44 to 808 code for a protein of 254 amino acids. Gene Ontology annotation, cellular component: membrane; MHC class II protein complex. Gene Ontology annotation, molecular function: MHC class II protein complex binding. Lineage: Eukaryota; Metazoa; Chordata; Aves; Passeriformes; Passerellidae. The transcript is spliced from 4 exons. Gene Ontology annotation, biological process: immunoglobulin production involved in immunoglobulin-mediated immune response; positive regulation of T cell activation; peptide antigen assembly with MHC class II protein complex.